Molecule: messenger RNA, 3734 nt
Organism: Tyto alba (common barn owl)
Lineage: Eukaryota; Metazoa; Chordata; Aves; Strigiformes; Tytonidae
Gene: SEMA7A
Product: semaphorin 7A (John Milton Hagen blood group)
Exons: 14
Coding region: 104-2002 (632 amino acids)
Biological process (GO): integrin-mediated signaling pathway; positive regulation of axon extension; positive regulation of macrophage cytokine production
Cellular component (GO): external side of plasma membrane
Molecular function (GO): integrin binding; chemorepellent activity; semaphorin receptor binding
Source: RefSeq, a predicted model, not a curated record
UGUUUCAGUCAUUGGCUGCCCUAGAUGCUGCCCACUCUUUUGUAUAAGGAAUGCAGCUGUCAGCCUCACAAGCUCGUGUUCUCUGCUCCCUGAAUAAGUAGAAAUGGUCAGGAGGUCGCCCGUUGCCCUCUUUGUGGCCCUGUGGGCCAGCCAGCUGGGCCUGUGGGCAGCGGGGCGCUCCAAGGUGAACCCCAGGAUCAUCACAGCUCCACAAGGUGCGAAAGAGUAUGUGUUUCCCAGGAGUGAGAAGUACCCGGUCUUCUAUCAUAAAGAAAACAGCUCAGCCAUUUACAUCGGGGGAGAGGGAAAGCUUUAUUACUACGACUUCGCAACCUAUGAGGACUACACGGAAGACUUCCCAGUGAAAAAUGAAGGACAGUGCAUGAUGCCUGGGAGUUUGGAGGACAAUAAAAAUUACCUCACGUUAGUGGAGAAGUACGGAGACGGGAUGUUAGUGUGUGGGACCGGCGCCUGCGCUCCCACCUGCUGGAACUUGACGCAGAGAAAGGAGAGCGCUCCGUGGGAUGGGAGAGGCAUUGCUCCUUUCACCCCUGACUCGAACACCCUCGUCGUCGUCGAUGGUCACGACAUCUACUCCACCAUCAAGAAGAGCCAGCAGAACGGCAAGAUACCCCGUUUCCGUCGAGUGAGAGGGGGUGGAGAGCUCUACACAAGUGACACGGUGAUGCAGAACCCUCAGUUUGUCAAAGCCACCACAUUAAAGCACGAAGAGCCCUACCAGGACAAGAUUUACUACUUCUUCCGAGAAGACAACCCGGAUAAGAGCCCCGAGGCCCCGAGAAACAUCUCCCGAGUGGCCCAGCUGUGUAAGGAAGAUAAAGGGGGAACCAGUUCACUCUCUGCUUCCAAGUGGACCACCUUCCUGAAGGCCAGCUUGAUCUGUGUCGACCCGGUCACCAAGGGCAACUUCAACUGGUUGCAAGAUGUCUUCUUUGUCCCUGCGAGUAACUGGCGGCACUCCAAAGUCUACGGGCUCUUCACAAACACCUGGGGAAGCUCUGCUGUUUGCGUCUAUUCCUUUGGGGACAUUGACAACGUCUUUCGGACCUCCAAACUCAAAGGCUACAGUGGUCCCAAUCCAGAGAUCAAGCCUGGGCAGUGCGUUUCCUCGGGACAGCACACCCCGAGCGAGACCUUCAAGAUCGCCGACAGCCACCCGGAGGUGGAGGCCCGGGUGGAGCCCCUCUCCCCCACCAAGAGCCCCUUAUUCCACAACAAGCACCGCUACCAGAAGAUCGGGGUGCACGAGGUCUCUGCGGGCGACGGACGCCGCUACAACGUGCUUUACUUGGCAACAGACAAGGGAUCCAUCCACAAGAUCGUGGAGCUGCCGGACGGCGUGCAGAACAUCAUGGAGCUCCAGGUCUUCCCAAAGAAGGACCCGAUCCAGUCCAUGAUCCUGGAUCACAAGAGGGCGAUGCUGUACGUCGGCUCAACAGAUAAAGUCAUGGAGGUACCCAUGGACAUGUGCAGGGUGUAUCGCAACAACUGCGACAGCUGCUUGCUGGCGAGGGACCCGUACUGCGGGUGGCUCAAUGGGACAUGUCAGUCGGUUUAUCUCAACCGGGAGGUGCAUCAGAACCUGAACCUGGACCCGUGGAGAGGAAAAUGCCAAAAUGGGGACGUGAAGGAAGAUGACUAUCAGAACAUCACAGUUGUCCCUUUCUCCCGCUACUACCUCAACUGCCCCAUCGAGUCCCACUAUGCCACCUACAACUGGUACCACAACGACAGCCUCAUCAAGACCUGCAACACCACCCACCCGCAGCAGGACUGCUUCCACUUCAUCCAGAACGUCAGCCACGUUCACUACGGCCACUACGUCUGCGUCUCGGAGGAGGACGGCUUCAGGCAGGCUCUGGUGAAGGAGCGCCUGGUCAACCAACUCCGGUUCAUGUCCCAGAAGGGCCAGGCCACCGUGACGUUUGGCUCUUGGCUCCAGCUGCUCCUGAUGGGGGUGUUGGUGGAGCUCUUCCACUGAACGCGACCGGACCGUGCUCCCGCCAUCCUGGCUGCUGCCGCCGCUCUCCCUGCGCUCGCUGUCCAUUCCCGAGGCGAGAUCCUCCUUCUCUUAGUCACUUCUUGGACAUUAAUCUUUGACUGUCCCAAAAGGGGACCCCGGGCAGCAACCCCUCCAUCUUCGGCCUUGGUGGAAGAGUCAUGGCGAGGAAGAUGCGCGACGGCGGGGCCAGGCGGAGCGGGGUUUGGGGACAGGGAGGGGAGGGGGUACCCUAAAACGAAUGCGGGGGGACGUUCGCAGCACCCAGCAGCGUGAAGGGGAGUGGUGUCAGCCUCCCCCCGAGCCCGCGCUGGUGGCUCUGUACUGGUUAUCGUCCUGAGCCUACGCGGGGUGCGGCCGUUCAGGGGACUUCUGCCGAUGUGCAUGCACUGAUCCUCAGGGCACGAUGACUCCUCUCUUUGGGAACGUGCAUGUGAUGAAGAGGAGGAGCCAGCCCUCGGCCUUUCGAACUGGUUGCUCUGUGCUUCGCUCCGAGCGGGGACUGAUGCCUCCCAAGUUUCUAGUGGCUAGUGUCUGUUUGGGUUGGCGAGCAGCUGGAACGCUCCCAAUGUCACAUGUGAGUCCCCUUCUGGUCUGGAGAAUUGGGCUCUGGAAGGGUUUUAACGGUUUGGUUUAUUUUUUGGGUUGGUUUUUUUUUUUUUUUUUUUUUUUGCAGCUGGCUUUGACAUGGGAGGGAGAUCGGGAACUAGCGCUGGAAACCUGCAAGGCAAAGGCAGGCACAAAGUUAGCAUUUUGCAUGGAAAAGCCUCGGAAGAUGACUAGAUUUGGGGUGUGGGGAAGGACAGACCGAAGGGGACACGAAGGGAAGGUGGAAGCAGAGCCCAAACCAAACCCGGGAGGCCCUGGGAAGACGUUUUAAACGCACAAAUCCUCUGCAGGCAGCUAAGGGCAUUUAUUUGUGGGCAGCAGGCAGCCCCUGCUCCCCAGCACCUCUCCUCCAGGAGAGGGACCGGGCUUCCUCAGGGAACGAGGCGGCAGGGUGCUGAUCUCAGGGCGAUGCCGACAGGCUCGGGGAGGGGGGGGGGGGGGGGGGGGGCUGUGGCCGUCCCCAGCACCCAGAGCAGAUCUGCCCCUCUCCCUCGCGGUGAGGGGACAGGGGAGGAGCAGGGUUUGCUUCCCUUGGGCUUUGAGGUCUCCGAGCGAGACUAAACUGUGAAAAAGGGGGUGUUCUCCCUGCUCCUGUGGGCAAGGGGCGAUCCCACACCUUGUCCAAACCUUUCCCAGCCCUCUCCUCGGCCGGAACGCCCCAGCCUUGGGCCGGGGUGUCGUAUCUCAUGCUUCCAAUAACCUGUCACAGCAGCACAGCCCCUGCUUCAUACCCGCUCGGAGACACUCAGGGGUGCCCGAGGGGUCUUUUUGACAAGGGGGAGAGAUGCCCUGUGCCUCUCGUGACCGCAGGCGAUGGACAACGGGCCAGAGCUUCCUACUGCACUACAUUUCCAAGAUACCCUCCCCGAAUCUAGGAUAGAGCUUCUUACAUCCCUUCUCAAAGCACUUUAACUUUGUGAACUAACAAAUACCUAUUUAUUAUCAACUGGUGAUUACAGUACUUGUAUAAUUUUAUAAUAUUAUAAAAGGUGGGUUCAAAUUAGAGAAGAGAAAAGACAAACACCGCAACAGCUACCAAAAAAAAACCUUUCAGAGCUGUCACCAAAGUGAGAAUGUGAGCGUUGAAAUAAAGAACGGAAAAGAG